Lactuca saligna is the source of this 1516-nucleotide messenger RNA. The record is from the annotation of a GenBank genome assembly. NCBI's taxonomy places the organism in Eukaryota, Viridiplantae, Streptophyta, Magnoliopsida, Asterales, Asteraceae.
AUGGCGGCGGCGGCCUCUUCUUCCCACCUUCAAUUUCAAUCACUCUCUUUCGCCAAAACCCUAAAUCAAUCUUCAAAGCCGAUCACUCCCAAAACCUUAAUUUCUUAUAAACCCGGUUCCAAAACGCUCGCUAUCCGAGCUGUCAUAUCACAAAAACCUCCAGCAACUCAGAAAUUUCAACAUUGCUUCACCAAGAAAGACGAUGGCUAUUUGUAUUGUGAGGGUCUUAAAGUUCAAGAAGUCAUGGAGGCCGUUGAAAGAAGGCCCUUUUAUCUCUACAAAUUUGGGUUGUGGGGUGUAUUGGUUAGUGGAAAUGAACUCAGAUUAGCCAUUCGUGCUGGUUUUGAUCCUACCAGAUGCAUUUUUAAUGGAAACGGGAAGCUUUUGGAUGAUCUUGUUCUUGCUGCUCAAGAAGGCGUAUUUGUCAACAUUGACAGUGAAUUCGAUUUGGAUAACAUUGUUUCUGCUGCAAGAAUCGCAGGGAAGAAGGUUAAUGUAUUGCUUAGAAUCAAUCCAGAUGUCGACCCUCAGGUCCAUCCUUAUGUUGCAACUGGAAACAAAAACUCCAAAUUCGGUAUAAGAAACGAGAAAUUACAAUGGUUUCUAGAUGCUGUGAAGUCAUACCCCGAUGAACUUAAGCUAGUUGGCGCUCAUUGCCAUCUUGGAUCCACCAUCACCAAGGUUGACAUUUUCAGAGAUGCUGCAUCAAUUAUGGUGAAGUUUAUAGACGAAAUUCGAGCUCAAGGAUUUGAUAUUAAUUAUUUAAAUAUCGGAGGUGGUCUUGGGAUUGAUUAUUAUCAUACUGGUACUGUUCUUCCUACACCCAGGGAUCUCAUUGACACAGUUAGGGAGUUGGUUUUGUCGCGAAAUCUUAAUCUGAUAAUUGAACCUGGGAGGUCGCUAAUUGCAAAUACUUGUUGUCUUGUGAAUCGUGUCACGGGUGUGAAAACAAAUGGCACAAAGAACUUUAUUGUGAUUGAUGGAAGCAUGGCUGAACUUAUUCGCCCUAGUCUAUAUGAUGCUUAUCAACACAUAGAAUUGGUUUCACCUCCAUCACCUGAUUCUGCGAUUUCAACCUUUGAUGUGGUGGGCCCCGUUUGCGAGUCAGCUGAUUUCUUGGGGAAGGACAGGGACCUUCCUUCUCCUGCCAGUGGUUCUGGGCUUGUAGUUCAUGAUGCAGGUGCAUACUGCAUGAGCAUGGCAUCAACUUACAACCUCAAGAUGCGUCCACCUGAGUAUUGGGUUGAUGAAGAUGGAUCUGUGGCGAAAAUUAGGCAUGGGGAGACAUUUGAAGAUCAUAUGAGAUACUUUGAGGGACUCUAGAUCUUAAUCUAACUUUGAUGGAAGGCCUUCAUCUUUUACUCUGUUUUUGUAUCUCGGAUUCAUGAAUUUUAAGGUUUCAAGUUCUGGUAAUGUCGAAUUCCUUUUUUUUUUUUUUUUUGCGAUGUUUUGAAGUUGUAGUGUAAUUCACUUGUGGGUUUUUAAGUUGGAGUCUGAAUUCACAUGUUAUCGUAUU